Molecule: messenger RNA, 2554 nt
Organism: Dermacentor andersoni
Lineage: Eukaryota; Metazoa; Arthropoda; Arachnida; Ixodida; Ixodidae
Product: endochitinase-like
Biological process (GO): chitin catabolic process; carbohydrate metabolic process
Cellular component (GO): extracellular region
Molecular function (GO): chitin binding; chitinase activity
Source: RefSeq, a predicted model, not a curated record
UCUCGUUCCACGGGCUUGAUGGCACCUCUGUAAGUGGAACAGGCCGAGUUCCGAGAGCAAGUUGAUUUUGCAGGUUGCUCGCUCACUAAGGCAUCCAGCGUGGAGUCAGAGGCGCGGACUGAGGUCGCUUCCGCGCCUCGGAAGAUAACUCGUCGGAGACAGUGACGGGCGGUAAGUUCCGCAGCCUCGACGAGUCGCCAUAUCGAGAGGACGUUAUGGCAUCGCCAUUAGUGCUUGUCCAUUUGCUCGUUGUGGUUGCUGUCGUCCUCCUCACUGCUGAUGCAGUGGAAGGCGGUGGUGGAGUGAAAGGCGACAUUAAAGGCGGUGGUGGUGGAGUGAAAGGCGACAUUAAAGGCGGCGGUGGUGGAGUGAAAGGCGACAUUAAAGGCGGCGGUGGUGGAGUGAAAGGCGACAUUAAAGGCGGCGGUGGUGGAGUGAAAGGCGACAUUAAAGGCCGCGGUGGUGGAGUGAAAGGCGACAUUAAAGGCGGCGGUGGUGGAGUAAAAGGCGACAUUAAAGGCCGCGGUGGUGGAGUGAAAGGCGACAUUAAAGGCGGCGGUGGUGGAGUAAAAGGCGACAUUAAAGGCGGCCCAAGGGAGGAUGACGGAUGCAAACCCGACACCGACCCCACCGGUUCCGGGACAGCGCAUGAUAAGCCGGCCCCACCCAAGCAUGUCCCCGACGACAGCAGCCCUGAAGACAGCAGGCCCAGCGACAGCAGCCCCGAUGACAACAUCCCCGACGACAGCAGCCCCGUCGACAUUAUCCCCGACGACAUUGGUCCCGAAGACAGCAACCCCGACGAAAACAGGCCAGAAAAUAACCCCGCUACCGAUAGCAUUGACCGGGAGACCCCUGUGACUCAUCCAACCGGCGGUGGACCAGACCAUACUGACGGGCCAUCCAUGCCGGACGAUAUAAAGGGUGGCCAAAACGAAGGCGUCAAAGGGUCCAAGGGUUCAAAAUGUCCCAUAGGGUGUAAAGGUUCCAAGGGGUCUAAAGGUCCCAAGGGUUCAAAAGGGCACGAAGGCUCCAACAACAAAGGCGUCAAAGGCUCCCAAGACGACGGGCAUGACGUGCGUUUUCCAGUCUUGGGCGGCGGCGGGCACUCCGGAGGCGUGGCUGGCGCGGGCGUACCAGUGCAGAUGGGGGACAACAGCAACGACAAGGAUGCGAACAAGAGGGACAAGGAGGAUGAGAGGGAGCGCAUCCGCGCCCGUAGCAACCAGCGGGCUCCCGUGGUGUGCUUCCUCCGCGGCGACGGUUUCGAGAGGAGUGGCGUGCGCCGGUACUCCCUGAGGAGCCUGCCGAUACACAUGUGCACGCACUUCAUCUACUCGUACGUGGAGACGGACAACAAGAGCGGGGACAUCCUCUACCGCAGGAAGGGAAACAUGGGAGAGAAAACUAUCCUGCGAGCGCUGGGGCGAAUCAGACACGACACAAACGCAAAAGAAAUCAAGACCCUCGUCAGCUACGGCGCCGGCGCGCACGUGCAAAGCCUGCUGAACCGCAUCCGGGACGACAACGAGGCCAAUAAACUGGUGAACCGGAUAAAGUCCAUGCUGGAGACCUUCGGACUGGACGGCAUCAACUUUCACCUGGAAGGGCCCGGUCCCCUCGUCUGCAAACAAGAAGACAUCAGGACCAUAGUCAAGUUCAUCAAGAAUCUCCGGCACUCGGUCAACAAGCAAGUCCUCAUCACGGCUCAACUUCCCGCCUGCCGUGACACCAAGUGCAACUUGUUUAUGAGCGACACGAUGGCAAGGUAUCUAGACUACCUGUUUCUUAUCACGUUCGACUACAGGCUGGACGACCUGACGAGGACUAGGCUUACCAGUGGACUUUAUCGAUAUAAAGAUAGUCACGGUUACACGACUACGGAAACGGAGACGUGCCUAGGUCGUUGGAUCGAUGCUGGAGUGCCCAAGCACAAGAUUGUACCAGGCCUCGCCACGUACGGCCGCAGCUUCACGCUCGAUAACCCGGCCUACAAUGGCGACAAUGCCAAGCUGAAGAAAAACCACCCUCUCGGUUACGCAGCAGAGUUCUCGAAAACAGACGGCUACAUGAACUACCUUGAGACGUGUAAUCGUGCUGGCUACAUGAAAUGGACUAGACAGUGGGUACCAUACGCGGCAACGCCCUACAUCUACCACAAAGACCAGUGGGUCAGCUACGACGACACGGACAGCGCCGACGUCAAGGUGAAAUGGUUUCGGGACCGUUCGCUGGGCGGCGUCUUCAUAUGGUCAUUGGGAGAGGACGAUUACGCGGGCAACUGCAAGCAGGACCACCAGUACCCCAUGGUCACGGCGGCAUGGAAGGUCAUGAAGGACUACUGGCCCAUAGACUUCUAUCGUGCCAGGAAGAGAAAGGGCUGAAAGCUGCAAAGGCACAAGGUGUGGACGAAGAAACCUUGGAUAUAUUUAAAAAAGAAAAAGACAAAAAGAAAGACUGAGGGUGAUAAGCCAGACGGUGCCUGUCGGAACCAUGCGAUCUUCGUCUGCGUUUUUGAAUUAUGUGUUAAUAAAUUUUGUAUUUAGUCCUGUUA